Molecule: messenger RNA, 451 nt
Organism: Aphanomyces astaci
Lineage: Eukaryota; Oomycota; Saprolegniomycetes; Saprolegniales; Verrucalvaceae
Exons: 6
Coding region: 99-407 (102 amino acids)
Biological process (GO): poly(A)+ mRNA export from nucleus; regulation of transcription by RNA polymerase II; positive regulation of DNA-templated transcription
Cellular component (GO): DUBm complex; SAGA complex; nuclear pore
Molecular function (GO): transcription coactivator activity; chromatin binding
Source: RefSeq, a predicted model, not a curated record
CAACGUAGGUGGGGUAUCUACAGGAAUCGCCUUGUUCGAGUACGGUUAUUAACCGGAAGGCCGUUGCAUCACCCUGACCCUUGGACAGCGCGAUCAACAUGUCCGAAGCGUACGGCCAGCAAAAGCUGCGAGAUGAGCAGGUGAAGGAGACGAUCAAUCAGAAGCUGAUCGAGUCUGGCGAGAAAGAACGAUUGAAAGAGAUCUUGCGGCAAAAGCUUGUCGAGUGCGGGUGGCGUGAUGAAAUGCGCAUGUACUGCAAGGAACUGAUCAAGACAAAGGGAAUCGACCAAAUCACGGUCGACGAUCUCGUGGACGAGAUCACCCCGAAAGGGCGAUCCUCCGUGCCGGACUCCAUCAAGGCGGACAUGUUAGAGCGCAUUCGGUUGUUCUUGGAAGCGUCGUCUUGAUCGUCGUCAUAUCCAAUACCAUCACACCAUUUUCAUAUUACUUA